AUGAUGAGAGGAUUCGACAGCUUUUUAGCCUUUUCAAAGGCAUCGUGGAAACCUGUUAGUCUGCUUCACCGAUCAUUUGCAGCAUCUCUCGUAACCACCAAGCAUACGUAUCAAGUUUACUUCUUUUCGGGUAAAACAAGUGUGAUACAAGAACAACUCGAGUUUUCGCAGAGGAAUAAUGGUAUUAAUGGUAUGGGAGAAAAGACCACAAAUGCAAUCCGCGUGAUGUCUGUACAAUAUGUGAAGCCGGAUAAGCCAACUCCACAUACCCUCCAAUCGUACAAGCUUUCGGCAUUGGAUCAAGUCAAUGCCCCUUCCUACGUUCCAUUUAUUUUCUUUUAUCCAAACAAUGUUAAUGGGAACACAAUAGUCAACAUCGACAACUUGGUCACAGAAAGAUCCAAACUGUUGAGGGAUUCACUCUCGGAAACACUCACUCGGUUUUACCCAUUUGCAGGAAAGUAUAUCAACGAUAACCAUAUCGAGUGCAAUGACGAAGGGGUGUAUUAUGUUGAGACACGAUAUGACAGCUUUCUCUCAAGUUUUCUGGCAAAACCAGAUUACAAGUUACUCCAAGGGCUACUUCCCAUUCCUCCAAAUUUAAAGGAGCCAACACGAGGAUACUUUCUCUCUUUAAUCCAAGUCAACUUCUUUAGUUGCGGUGGUGUUGGUAUUAGCAUGUCCAAUUCGCAUAAGCUCAUUGAUGGCUGCACUUACACGGCGUUUUUAAAUUCUUGGGCAGCUGCAGCAAAGGGAGAUCAACAGAAGAUGAUUUACCCUAGUUUUGUUGCUUCGUCUUUAUUUCUUUCCAACAGUAUACCACCUACAUAUCCAUCUAUCCCUCUAUCAUCCUUGGCGGAAAGGCCUAUGAUAUUGAAUAGAGGAAGGUGUUUGACCAAGAGAUUUUGGUUCAAUGCAUCGGCACUACAAGCACUAAAGGAAAGAGCAGCUGCAUCUGUCUCCUCCACUCGUGUUGUAGCAGUCACUUCACUAAUUUGGAACUGCGCAACAGCUGCCGCAAGGAAACUACAUGGAGAAAGACCAUCAAUUUUGCAAACUGCCGUAAAUAUACGUGGUAGAUUUACCCCACCCUUGCCUCCUAAUUCGAUUGGAAACAUUAUCUGGAACGCGGUGGCUAGGUGUGAAUCAAAAGACAGUUUAAGAUUUGAUACCAUGGUCGGGCUCAUGAACGCCGGUAUCGCCAAAGUUAACACCAGCUUUGUUGAGCAGUUUAAAGGAGAACAAGGGUCGAAUAAUGUUAUUGAUGAACUAAAACGGUUAGGUGGUCAAAUGUCAACAUACGACGCAGAUUACUACUCGUCGAGUAGCAUGUGUCAUUCUGGAUUAUAUGAAGCUGAUUUUGGUUGGGGAAGGCCUGUGUGGUCAUGUUAUGGGAAUUCAAGCAAUACUGAUGCUCUUUUUACGAAUGCAAUACUAUUGAUGGAUACGCGCACGGGUGAUGGGAUUGAAGCAUGGGUAACGUUGAGUCAAGAAGAGAUGGACAUAGUGGAGCGUGACCCAGACCUCCUCUUAUACGCUUCUGUUGAACGAAAUCCUUUCCAAGAUUAA
This is a messenger RNA of Lactuca virosa, 1569 nucleotides long. NCBI's taxonomy places the organism in Eukaryota, Viridiplantae, Streptophyta, Magnoliopsida, Asterales, Asteraceae. The record is from the annotation of a GenBank genome assembly.